Messenger RNA from Sebastes umbrosus (honeycomb rockfish), 1516 nucleotides. RefSeq names its product serine protease HTRA1A-like. Lineage: Eukaryota; Metazoa; Chordata; Actinopteri; Perciformes; Sebastidae. Bases 134 to 1003 code for a protein of 289 amino acids. Gene Ontology annotation, biological process: programmed cell death; positive regulation of apoptotic process; proteolysis. The record is from RefSeq and is a predicted model, not a curated record. Gene Ontology annotation, molecular function: serine-type endopeptidase activity; protein binding. Gene Ontology annotation, cellular component: extracellular region. The transcript has 9 exons.
CAAUGGAUGCAGAAGAUCGCCGGGUGAUCCAGCUCAGGACAACCCAGACAGCCCAAGACACAAAUACAACUUCAUCGCCGACGUGGUGGAGAAAAUUGCUCCGUCUGUGGUUCACAUUGAACUUUACCGCAAGAUGACCUAUUCCAAGCGGGAGGUGGCCGUGGCCAGUGGUUCUGGCUUUGUUGUGGCAGAGGAUGGCCAGAUAGUGACCAAUGCCCACGUCGUGGCAAAUAAGCACCGGGUGAAAGUGGAGCUGAAGAGCGGCGGCACCUACGAGGCCAAAAUCAAAGACGUGGACGAGAAAUCGGACAUCGCCCUCAUCAAGAUCGAAGCACCGACCAAGCUUCCUGUGCUGCCGCUGGGCCGCUCAGCAGACCUGAGACCAGGGGAGUUUGUGGUUGCUAUCGGCAGCCCGUUUUCCCUCCAGAACACAGUAACUACGGGAAUCGUCAGCACCACUCAGCGAGGGGGCAGAGAGCUGGGCCUUCCCAACUCCGACAUGGAGUAUAUUCAAACCGAUGCCAUCAUAAAUUACGGCAACUCCGGAGGGCCUCUGGUAAAUCUGGAUGGUGAGGUGAUCGGGAUCAAUACGUUGAAAGUGACAGCUGGCAUCUCCUUCGCUAUACCCUCAGAUAAAAUUCGAGAGUUCUUGACAGAGUCCUACGACAGGCUGUCCAGAGGGAGAAUGGCUGCUAAGAAGAAGUAUAUCGGUGUGAGGAUGAUGACUCUCACUCCAACGCUGGCCAAAGAGCUGAAGACUCGACAUCGUGAUUUCCCUGACAUCACCUCUGGAGCUUACGUUAUGGAGGUCAUCGCAAAGACACCAGCUGCAACUGCUGGGCUCAAAGAACAUGACGUCAUCAUCUCGAUCAACGGCCAAAGGAUCUCAUCAGCGAAUGAUGUCACUUCCGCCAUCAAGCAGGACGGCACCUUGAGAGUAGUUGUGCGCCGUGGAAAUGAGGACGCCAUCCUCACGGUUGUUCCCAUGGAGAUCGACCCUUGACCUUCCACAAAGCAGCACCAUAGGAGCUGGAGCUAGGUUUUACUUAUCACCAGUGGACCUUACAUUGGAGAGGGGCUUCUACUGACACCCGCUCCUCCUGUGGCCAAAGGCCAGUGGCGCCACACAUCCAGGAAAAUUCUGGCUUUGCCUUGAAAGGAGCGACUGUACAGAUGCUCUAAAAGCAGCGCUGACCGUUCUCCAUGUGUGUUUUCACGUUUAGUCUUUAAUACUUUGAUCAAUGUGUCUACUGUUUGGUCAUAAACAUAAGAAGCUGGUUAUCGGCAUAUUGUUUUUAUCUGCUUUCUCUUGUUUUGUGUCUUUUUUAAUAUGGACUUCUGCCCAGCCAGGCCUUCCACUGCAAUUUAGAGACUCGUUGGGCAAUUCUGAUUUGUAUAAUUAUUGUUUUCUAAACUCCUUUUUUUAAAGUACUGUAGAAUGUUCUUUUUUUGUUGAUUAUGUGAUGUAUACUGAGAAGAAAAUAAAGGGUUUACCUUCUUUUGUUUUGACACUCAC